ACCGUCGUGUGUUGUUGACGUUGAGUCGUCGAGCAAUGAAAUUGGAAAGACUUUCACGUCGGAUUCUACGCACUGACACGCAAUGAGCACGUUUUUAAGUAAUUAACGUGAAUUAUGAAAAUAAUCCGCUGAAGAUGGGUGAUCACGUCGAUUUUUCCAAAUUGAUGCAAGCUGCCAGCGAGAAUAGGCAGAGCAGCGCAAACAAAAAUAGUCGAUAUCUUGUUACGAAGUUCAAACCGCCGAAGAAAGUCUCACGUCAGGAUGCUGCGCUAUCAGAUAAUAUUAAAAAUUUCAUGGCGAAAAAAGCUGAAGAGGAACGACAGAAGAAAGAGGAAGCGGAGAGACAAAAAAGGAAUUUGAUUGAAAAGCGAUCUGAGGAUUCGAAAGCGUUCAAACGUAUUCAGUUGAUGAAAAAAUCCACAAAGUCCGCCAGCAAGUCCGUCAUGGCAGAUGCUAUGGACGCCCAAGACCCUAUGGAUUCAAUGAGACAGCCAGAUGAAGACGACUAUGGAUUUUCUUCAACAACAGAAUCUGCCAUGUAUGAAAAAAUGAUGCGAGGUUACGUCUCUCAGAGUCAAGACAAAAAAACUACGCCUUCCAAAAAGCCAACAAGUAAUCUGAUCGCUACUAAAGCUAGAGUAAGAGAAGCUUUUGAAAGAGAACAGAUGGAAGCAGAAAUGCCACACCGAAGAAAAAGGAAACAGAAAUCGGAAGAGAGCACAACAACAAAGCACUCUGAAUAUUACGACGAUUACGAGGAAGCACCUGCAGCACCAGUGAAGCCCAAAAAGCCUCCUCCUCCGUCUUUAAUGAACUUCAACGAAAUGCUUCGAGCUGCACAGCUAAACAGAGACCGACCGAUGCUGGACGAUGACCCGGUCCGACUAAACCCAGUGAAGAAACCACCAGAACCAAGUGAACCAGAGAGACUUAUGACUAAAAAGGAGAGGCGCGAGUAUUUGAAAGAGAAGGAGUACCUGGAUAGAAAGGCUGAAAGGGCAAAAACGGGCGGCAAGAGUGUCCCUCAGGUGGCACCUUUAACUUCCGGAACAACUCUCGGUCGUAUUCCCAAAAUCCCAAAAAAAGAGCCAACUUCUGAUGAUCAGGCAGCCCGUGCAAGCCCCAGACCCAGUGAAAAGCCAAGCACAAGCCAUGAUAUGAAAAAAUGCAACGGGAAACCAAACUCUACGCUGAACAAAGUACCACCAAAACCUUUGGAAAAGGGUUCAAUCCUUGAAAAGAGACUAACAUUGCCUGAGAAAAGACCAGUUGUGCCUGAAAAAUCAAAACCACUUUUGCCUUCCAGUUCAAAAGUGCCUCCUCCGAAAACUGGAAAACCAUCUGGGCCCUCAAAAUCAGAGCCGAGACGAGAAAUUGAGAGGGAGAAGCCUUUAUUGCCCAACAAAACCCUGCCAAAGCCACAACCUGCAAAUGGAAAAGUACCUCCAAGACCUGCAACAGCCCCAGCGCCAAAAUCUGGACAAAUUCGGCCAGCAGUGCAAGAGAGAGGACGACUCCCAGUUGCAAAACCAACAAGUUCGGUCCCUGCAAGAACUUCUGGAGGCCCAGUUAGAUCUGAAGGAAGACCCCUAUCUGCGCAGGCCAAACCAGGACCAUCUAGGAUUGAUCCAGGUCGGCCAGCUGGAGGACCGCAGAGGCCACCAGGCGCUCCAGCAAGGCCUCCCGUAGUUCAAGGCCAACCUGACGGAAGACCUGCUGCUGCCUCCGGACGGCUAGUGAAUGGGUCAAUGAGGCCUGGUCAGCGACCAGGAGGACCACCGAUGAGGAGACCCGUGGGUGGUGAUUACCCCAGGGGACCUCCAAUGAAGAGGAGUAAAAUGGCCAUUCCCAGCGAUUCUGAGUCGGAAGUUGAUUCCGAAAUGGACGACUUCAUAGACGACACGCCGCAGGAAAAUGAUCUUGAUCUUUCAUCUGUUCUCAAAAAUGUUUUUGGAUACGACAAGAGAAAAUACAUGGCAAGGGACUUCGAUGAUGACGAUGAGUGUAUGGAGUCUAGUUAUGACCAAAUAAAUAAAGAAGAGUUCAUCAGUAAAAAAGCAGGUAUUUUGGAGGAUUUGGCUGACAUUGAGAGAAAGAAGCGCUUAAAGGAGGCUGCUAAAAAGCGGAAAGGUCAGAGAUAAUUUUUUCAAUAGUGUAUUGGGUGAUGCGUUGUGGCUUGUGAAACUUGAAAUUAUUAUAAUGAUUUGUUACUUUUUAAAUAAAAUUUCUUGGAUAUAGUAUCCACAAGGCAGA
This is a messenger RNA of Neocloeon triangulifer, 2253 nucleotides long. RefSeq names its product protein SPT2 homolog. Lineage: Eukaryota; Metazoa; Arthropoda; Insecta; Ephemeroptera; Baetidae. The transcript has 7 exons. Gene Ontology annotation, molecular function: DNA binding; histone binding. Gene Ontology annotation, biological process: regulation of DNA-templated transcription; nucleosome assembly. The record is from RefSeq and is a predicted model, not a curated record. The coding region runs from base 135 to 2141 and encodes 668 amino acids. Gene Ontology annotation, cellular component: nucleolus.